This is a messenger RNA of Colletotrichum karsti, 1572 nucleotides long. RefSeq lists its product as uncharacterized. The record is from RefSeq and is a predicted model, not a curated record. The transcript has 4 exons. Gene Ontology annotation, biological process: protein phosphorylation. NCBI's taxonomy places the organism in Eukaryota, Fungi, Ascomycota, Sordariomycetes, Glomerellales, Glomerellaceae. The coding region runs from base 1 to 1572 and encodes 523 amino acids. Gene Ontology annotation, molecular function: ATP binding; protein kinase activity.
AUGGCCGACCAGAACCCGUCACAACCACAAACCAUGGACGCUCCUCAACAGGCACCUCAUGUCCCUUCUCCCCUCUCAACACCCGGCUCCGUUCCCAUGAUGAACUCUCCAGUCCCUCUCCUCCGUCCUGCCAUCCCCGGCUCAAGACCCGGCGGCGGCGCCCGAACACCGAGACUCGGUCUUGCCAUCCCGCCGUCACCGAAUGCGAAGCCCGUAGGCGGAAACGCACCCCAACCCGUAAACUCUCGACCUCCUCUCCCGACCCUUCACCUGGCAACCCCCAUGGGCAGCCAAACAACACCCUAUGAGCAACCCCAGAGACCAGUAGGCGUAGGCCAGUCAGCCAGUGGUGGUAGUGAGAGCAGCGCGGCCCACUCCAGGUCAGGAAGCUUCGGCCCGUUGGACGGCAGAGCCAGUAACCCCACGUCCGCCGGCUCUCAAUACUCGGCCUUGUCUUUUGCCUCGCAAUACGGCUUCGGAGCGCCGCGGCCCCACGGAACACCUGACCCCUCGUCUGCCGUCGGCUCCAUCUACUCAGAACGAAGCGAUGGCGGCGUGGGCAUGGAACGAGACAACAGCCUUCAAGGUCUCGAAAAUUUCGAUAAGCUGUCUUUGGAAAGAGGCAGGACGUUGGAUGUCGAAGAACUUGAUGCCGAUGGCUGGAGGGUCGCCAGCCUCGAAAAGAGAAUCGAGGAACUCGACUCUCUCGGUGAAGGUGCCGGUGGUGCUGUUACAAAGGCCAAGUUGAAGGGCGGAAAGACAAUUUUUGCUCUCAAGGUCAUUACCACAAAUCCCGAUCCCGACGUCAAGAAGCAGAUUGUGAGAGAGCUGGGUUUCAACAAAGAGUGUGCGUCAGAGCACAUCUGCCGAUACUACGGCGCAUUCGAGGACACGACUACUGGCACCAUCUCCAUCGCCAUGGAGUUCUGCGAGGGUGGUUCUCUCGACAGCAUUUACAAGGAGGUCAAGAAGCUCGGAGGCCGGACUGGCGAGAAGGUGCUCGGCAAGAUUUCCGAGGGCGUCCUGCGCGGACUGACGUACCUCCACGGCAUGCGCAUCAUCCACCGCGACAUCAAGCCAUCCAACAUCUUGCUGUGUAGGAACGGAGAUGUCAAGCUCUGCGAUUUCGGUGUCUCGGGAGAUUUUGGAACCAAGGGUGAGGCAAACACCUUUAUUGGUACCAGUUACUACAUGGCCCCUGAACGUAUCACCGGCCAAUCAUACACCAUCACAUCCGACGUCUGGUCAACGGGCGUCACCCUUCUCGAGGUCGCACAGCAUCGCUUCCCCUUCCCUGCCGACGGCACUGAGAUGCAGCCUCGCGCUGGUCUUAUCGAUCUUCUUACGUACAUUGUGCGGCAACCGAUACCCAAGCUGAAAGACGAACCGGACGCCAACAUUUUCUGGACCGACAACUUCAAGUACUUCAUCGAGUGCUGCUUGGAGAAGGAGUCUACCCGGAGAGCCAGUCCUUGGAGAAUGCUUGAGCACCCGUGGAUGGUUGAGAUGCGGUCGAAGCGCGUCAACAUGGCCAAGUACCUUUCCCAGGUAUGGGGCUGGGACUCGAAGUGA